Messenger RNA from Saccoglossus kowalevskii, 5625 nucleotides. Its product is annotated as ATP-binding cassette sub-family A member 2-like. Gene Ontology annotation, biological process: lipid transport; transmembrane transport. NCBI's taxonomy places the organism in Eukaryota, Metazoa, Hemichordata, Enteropneusta, Harrimaniidae. Gene Ontology annotation, molecular function: lipid carrier activity; ATP binding; ATP hydrolysis activity. The record is from RefSeq and is a predicted model, not a curated record. Gene Ontology annotation, cellular component: membrane; intracellular membrane-bounded organelle.
AUGGCUACGACAGGUUUGGUAUUUAAAGUGGAUGAACAUGGCAAGCUACCACCGCAUGUUAUCUACAAAAUCCGACAAAACAGUAGUUUUACGGAUAAUACUAACUUGGUGAGAGAAAAGUACUGGACACCUGGACCAAACCAUGCACGAUCUGUCCGGUAUUACCAGUUCGCAUUUGUACUCAUACAGGACAUCAUAGAAAGAGCUAUCAUUGAUAAAAGAGUCAAUAGAACUGUGGUGGAACCUGGUAGUUAUGUGCAAGAAUUCCCUUACCCAUGUUACAUACAGGACAGAUUUUUGUUUGUAAUUGAGCACAUGUUUCCAAUUGUCAUGAUAAUAUCCUGGGUCUACUACGUGGCGAUGCUAACACAAAGCAUUGUAUAUGAAAAAGAACAGAGACUUAAAGAGGUAAUGAAGAUGAUGGGUCUGAGUAAUGCAGUGCAUUGGGUUGCAUGGUUUAUUACAAGUUUUCUUGAGAUGUCUAUUACUAUUAUAUCACUGGUGUGCAUAUUGAAGUAUGGUAAAGUGUUAACAUACAGUAAUCCAGUCAUUAUAUGGAUGUUUCUGUCUAUAUUCGCUAUAGCCACUAUCAUGUUUUGUUUCAUGGUGAGUUCGCUAUUUUCCAAAGCCAAGCUAGCUGCUGCAUGUGCCGGAAUCUUGUACUUCAUCAGUUACGUACCCUACUUGUACAUAGCACUUAGGGAGGAAGUGGUAGGAGAGGCUAUUCCAUUCGUCAGUAAAAGUUUUGCUUCCAUGUUAUCAACUUCAGCAUUUGGGAUUGGUGCCAAAUAUUUUGCACUGUAUGAAGAGGAAGGUGUGGGUCUGCAGUGGAGUAAUUUGGGACGCAGUCCUUUGGAACAAGAUCAAUUCAAUCUAUUGCAUAUUAUGUUAAUAAUGAUUGGUGAUGCAAGUUUGUAUUUUGUUGUAACAUGGUAUGUGGAGGCAGUACAUCCUGGUUCCUAUGGUUUGCCAAGACCCUGGUACUUCCCCUUCCAGAAAUCCUACUGGUUUGGUCAUGGGUCAACAGAGAGUACCCAGAUAUCAUUCACAUCAUGUUUUCAAUUCAAGCGUAAUAACUAUAACUCUUUGUCUGUGAUGGAAGAAGACCAAGCAUGUGCCAUGGCAACGGCAUCCCAAGAUGAGGACAGUAAAAUGGAAGAGGAACCAGUGCACUUACCACUUGGAGUAUGUAUAGAUAAACUAGUCAAGGUUUAUAAGACUGGUAAACUUGCUGUAAACAAACUAAGUUUGAAUCUUUAUGAAGGUCAGAUUACAUCGUUUUUAGGUCAUAAUGGUGCUGGUAAAACUACCUCAAUGUCUAUCUUGACUGGUCUUAUUCCUCCCACCUCUGGUACUGCCGUUAUUUAUGGUCAUGAUAUAAAAACUGACAUGUUACAGAUUAGACAAAGUUUAGGAAUGUGUCCACAACAUAAUGCAUUAUUUGAAAAAUUAACUGUAGAGGAACACAUCUGGUUCUACGCCAAACUAAAAGGCACAUCAUCUUCUGAUAUUGACAAAGAAAAGAACGGCUUAGACGAACCUACCGCAGGGGUGGAUCCGUAUGCUAGAAGAGCCAUCUGGGAUUUGCUAAUGAAGUACAAACAUGGUCGUACCAUCUUGCUAUCCACACAUCAUAUGGAUGAAGCAGACCUGCUGGGUGAUAGGAUAGCAAUUAUUGCUAAUGGACAAUUGAAAUGUUGUGGCUCAUCAUUAUUUCUGAAGAGUAACUAUGGUAACGGGUACAAACUAACGAUAGUAAAGAAACCGACUGAUUAUACUUCUGCUGAUAAUACAAGUAUGGAAAACCUGAUUGAACUUGAUGACUCCAGUGAUGUUGAUGAUGACAACAGCCAAUCACGAAGACCUGAUGUCAGUUCCUUGACAUCUUACAACAGUUGUACCGAAUCCGUCGUGACGGAGUUCAUCCAGAAGGAUAUCCCAAGUGCAACUCUUACAGCCGAAAACCACCAUGAAUUGUCAUACGUCUUGCCAAGUGAAGCUGCCAAGAAAGGAACCUUUGAGAAGUUAUUUGAUAAUCUAAAUGAUCAUAUUGGUGAACUGUGUAUAUCAAGUUAUGGUCUGACAGAUACAUCUCUGGAAGAAGUCUUCAUGAAAGUGACUCAAGGGUCAAACUCAAUUUCAGAUGAAGAUGCAAUGGAUAAAGAAACGUUUAGUUUAUUGUCCAAUAGUAUGGCGACGUCUCCUCAGAACUGCAUUGCUGUCAAUUCAUCUAGAGCCCAAGGAACUCCGGAAACUCCGGGAAGGAGUGUUAGACUCUGCCAGUCUGUUAGAUACUCUCCACCGAAUGCUUCAUCACUCUCUACUAGUGACCUGUCGUUGUCACCAGUGCAUCCAGUAAACGUGGAAAUGUGCGAGAAUGUUGUGGAACCUACCGAUGAUACUGGUGACGUAACACUGGAUGAAGUGUACCAAAGGCAACUGGGUGAAGUUGAACCAUUGUUAAAUUUUGGUGAAUCACUAUCACAAGAUAUUGUUAAUGAAAGCAAUUCAGAUAAUUCUAGUGGUGAUCCAAGACCCAAUCAGUGCUUGGAAGGUGCUGGCAGCUACAAACUGACUGGAUUCUCACUGACAAUAACCCAAUUUGUUGGGCUACUAUUAAAACGAUUUCAUCAUUCCAAAAGAAACUGGAAAGGCUUGUUUUCACAGCUCUUACUGCCAGCUUUAUUCAUCUGCAUUGCCAUGACAGUAGCAUUGCUGGCUCCCCAAGUUGGUGAUCUACCCCCACUGGUAUUAUCACCAUCGCAAUACCAUCAGCUGGAACACCCUGAAGGCAACUACAUUCCAUACAACAAUGAAGCAAAAUAUGGGAGUCAUUAUACAGUGUACAAAUCCCCGGAUGGUGACGCUGGACCUGCCAAGCUGGCGUCAACGUUAGAAAUCAGCGUGGGGGCUACGUGUGUAUUAGCAGACACAAACAAAACCGAUUAUUAUUCAGUGCUGAAAGCAAACUCUACUUUGUAUUUUGACAAAGUACUUAGCGACUAUGACAGUAUGUGUUUGAAGUCGUUCUAUCAUCAUGGUAUAUUGAGUUUUGAUUAUGUAUCGUUGUCAAGUCGACCAGCUCCCGUGGUUCAUCCUUUGGGUCCAUCCCCUGAAGAUAACAUCUAUGAAGUAGAUUAUAUGGAUUAUAAUACCAAUAAUAAUGAAACCAUCCAGAUAACAGAAAUACCCUGUCAAUGUGCUAAAGAUGGACAUGGUUUUAUCUGUCCCGUUGAAGUAGGUGAACCAGAACCCCCGACACAUCGGGUAAUUACUGCCGACAUAAUGUUAGAUGUUUCUGGUAGGAAUGUAUCAGAGUAUUUCCUGUAUACAUCGGACAAAUAUAAACUUCAUAGAUAUGGUGCUUUAUCCUUUGGUAAUGUCAGACCAUUUGUACCUCCUGAUUUUGGUGGAGUUGUGCCUGUGAUAUACCGCAAACUUGCAGUCAGAAAUUCAGCUGUGGCAUGGCACAACCAUAAAGGAUUUCAUAGUAUGCCAACCUAUCUGAAUGCCCUCAAUAAUGCUAUAUUGAGAGCCAACUUGGAUCCUGCUGUCCAUGGAAAUCCUUCUGCAUAUGGUAUCACUGUUAUUAAUCAUCCAAUGAAUAAAACUUCUACAAGAUUAUCCACAGAAUAUAUCAAUAUGAGAGUGUAUGAGGUUAUGAAUGAUUUGAACUACUUAGUACCUGCUGCUUGCUGUAUCAGUAUUCUACUUCUCUUUGAUGUACCAGCCUACACAUCGUCUACCAACUUACCAGCAGUUAUACUCCUAUUUUUACUCUAUGGAUGGUCUAUCACACCCAUGAUGUACACUGCUUCAUUCUAUUUUGAUGUACCCAGUACUGCGUAUGUGUUUUUGAUUGUUAUUAACCUAUUCACUGGGAUAACAACUGUGGUGGCAGCGUUCUUUCUCGAAUUAUUCUCAGAUGACAAGGAUUUAAAGCAAAUUGGGACCACAUUAAAUGCUAUAUUCUUGAUGUUUCCUAACUAUUGCCUUGGAAGAGGAUUGAUGGAUGUUGCUUAUAACGAUUAUUUCAAUGAAUACUACUACAGAAUAGGGGCUUUUGAUAAAAUGCAUACACCAUUUGAAUGGCAAUUGACUUCUCGUAUGCUGGUUGUCAUGGCAAUAGAAGGACUUGUAUUCUUUGUUUUAACGCUGCUCAUUGAGUAUCGAUUUUUCAUUAAACCACGAAAAUUGUUACUGAGUCGACAGUCAUUACCUGAUGAAGAUGAGGAUGUUGCUAAGGAACGACAGCGUGUUAUGAGAGGAGAUGCCGAUAAUGAUUUACUCAAACUUCACAAUCUUACAAAGGUUUAUAAAACCAGAAGGUCUGGUAGACAUCUUGCUGUUGACAGAGUCUGUCUAGGAGUGCCACAAGGAGAGUGUUUUGGACUUUUGGGUGUAAAUGGAGCUGGCAAGACAACUACGUUCAAAAUGUUAACUGGUGAUGAACUCAUAACACGUGGAGAGGCUUUUCUCAAUGGACACAACAUAGCUACAGAAAUCCAUAGUGUCCAUCAAAAUAUUGGUUACUGUCCGCAAUUUGAUGCCUUGUUUGAUGAAUUGACAGCUAAGGAACAUCUGAUGUUGUAUGCCAGACUACGUGGAAUUCCCCAUCAUGAACAAAAACAGGUGGUUGACUGGGCACUACGUAAGUUGGCAUUGUUGCAAUACGCUGAUAAGCCGGCAGGUACUUUCAGUGGUGGAAACAAACGAAAGCUUUCAACAGCUAUAGCUUUACUUGGACAUCCACCUGUUAUAUUUAUGGAUGAACCUACAACUGGUAUGGAUCCUCACUCUAGACGAUUUCUAUGGGAUUUAAUACUUAAUAUCAUUAAAGGUGGCAGAUCCGUCAUUCUGACGUCACACAGCAUGGAAGAGUGUGAAGCCUUAUGUACUCGUCUAGCUAUUAUGGUCAAUGGUCAUUUUAAAUGUCUGGGCAGUAUUCAACAUUUAAAGAAUAGAUUUGGUGAUGGUUACACUAUCACUAUUCGAGUCAAAGGAGGAUCCCGGCCUAAUUUACAGCCUGUUGUCAGAUACUUUGCUAGGAACUUCCCCAGUGCCAUACUGAAGGAAAAACAUCAUAAUAUGGUGCAAUACGAUUUGAAAAGCGAAGAUAAUGUUUCUCUGGCUACUAUAUUCUCACAAAUGAAAGUUAUGGAAGAUUUAUUGAAUAUUGAAGACUACUCAGUUAGUCAAACAACACUGGAUAAUGUAUUUAUUAACUUUGCUAAAUUACAAUGUGAAGGUGGUGCUGAUGACUCACCUGUCAUAACACGAAGAGUACCGACAGAAUUACAAGAUUUAUUGAAUGAAGAAUACUUACAAGAUGAAGAUAGUGAAGACUUUACAGUCAGAUUUGAUGAACGUGAGAGUCACCUUGCAUUCAAUAUGGAAAUUGUAUAACUACCGAGAUAUACACACCUCUGUGCUGUUCAAGAUAGGAGUAAACAAGAAUAAAUCAACAUGUCUACAAAACCACUAUGUAUCAGCAGCUUCACUCACAACCAUAUAAUGUGAUUAGGCCAGUUCAAUUUGAAUUCAAACAAUCUGAGCACUACACAUAUCUGCAAUGCAUUAUGGGAGAUACACCUAUAAUAUAAUAGAAAUAUAUUAUCACCCUGG